AUAUUUUAUAUAUGCAUGCGCAUCAAAAGAGGAUCUGGAACAUUUCGAUGAGCUUAUUAAUAUUUAUUAUAACAGUUUUUCCGGUUACGUGAAGUUGUUGGGAAGCAAUCCGGAAAAGAUAUUUCCUUUUGAUCAGUUUAUUAAAGAUUUCAAAUUAUUUGGAAAGUAUGGUAUACUCAUCACGUUGUUGGCUAUUAAGGUUGCUCUUUGUAAUAAAGAGGAAGCACCUGAUUUUGCUGAAACCAUAAAUACGGGCUUUGAAAACACAUUUUCUUUUAAAAAUAAAAAUCAGGAGUUGCUGAAAAGUAGAAUGUUGUAUAUUAUAAAUCACGUUGCUACACAAGAUAUCUUAUAAAAUAGUGAAUUGUACGUCCUACUUAUGACUAAACUGUUUUAUUUAAAAAUCUUAUUUCUAAAGCUCGCAAAAUUAAUCUCGCUAAGAAAAUAAAAUUCUAACGAUAUGUAGCAUCAGUUUUGAUAAGAUUUUUAUAAUAUACAUGCCGAGUGUUCCAGUUUACUUAACCUGUGAUAUUUCAAUUAUUUGAAAAAGUAUUUAGUUUUUUCAGGUGUAAAACAAAAAUAAGUUCAGUUUUUUUUAAUGAAAUUCUGGAUAAAAAUUUUGAGCGUUAGCUAAGGCAGUAAUGGAGUCCAUCGGACGACCACAUUUUUUUUAAAUUCGAAAAGAAAUCAAUUAAUAUACUAACUAACGUUGUUCGCUAGUGUAACUUUACGUAAAAUUUGGUAAAAGAUUCGAUUGGAUUGUCCGGAAAAGCAAAAUAAAUGAAAUAAUUUCAUGAUUCUCAAAAAUAGAUGCUUCAUGGCUUACAUAAAAAUGUGUUUGGAAAACAAAGCGCAAAAAUGCUUUAAACAAAUAUGAUUUUACAAAAGCAAAUAAAAUAUCAAAAGUAACAAGUAUUGAACUUUGAUUAUUAAUUAAUUUCAUAAUAAAAAAUAUAUUUUUUAAUUAUUAAGCUUUCUAUCAAUGAGGUUAAUGAAGUGAUGCAUACAUACAACUGAUUUGUCUUUAUUUAUAAAUUAAAAUUCCAUAUUAAAGUUAUUCUAGGUUUCCCCGUUUAAUUUCCAUAAAAAAAUUGUACUAUAAAAAAUACAUUCCAAAUUAGGUAACGAAUUUCUUUACAAUUUUGUUAAAAUAAUGUGUAAACAUUAACUUUAUUUAGUUUAUUUAUCCUCCCUAGAAAAUUGUUAACAUCAGCAGCAUAAUUAUAGUUUUACGUUAUUUAGGUGUCAAAAAAGUUAUUCCAUUUGACAAUAUUCGACAUACUUAUUAGAGAUAAUGCUAAAAUAGUUUGCUAAUGUUUUCUUUAGUUUUUUCAAAACAGCUCCUUUUUUUAUAAGUACAUGUUUUUACAACAUUUUAUAUAAAAACAGGACUCUGACAUUGACCAAGUAAUGCAAAUGAUUAAACAAAGAACUACUUCCAACUUCGAAUUAGGUAUCUAUUAGUAUUGAUUUUUUAUUAUGCAUGAUGAUGAGGCUAUUAUUGUCUAUAUAUUGCCUUCAUGAUUUAACAUUCGUUUUUCUAGUAAUGUAUUGUAAGAAAAAAUAAAACAAAUACUGCAGGAGGCAAGAGGAUAUAAUUUGAAUUUUCUGAAAAUGAUGUAUGCAACCCAAAAUUUACAGCUGUUAUGAAGAAUAAUCAACAACACAUCACUGAAAAGUAGUCAUAUGAAAAAAAUUAAUUUACUGAAACAUACAUUUGCAAACUUAAGUUGCUCUGUAAUAAAUAGAAGUAAUUGGUUCUUUUUAUCUUUUAUCUAUGGCUCUAUUCUUUGUUUUUCACUUGUACACAACCCAAAAAGUUCACAUUUUAACAUCUUAAAUGAUAUAAAUCUUUUUGUUUACAAAUAUUACGGUUAAUUUUACUAUAAUUUAUACAUAUAUAUAUAUUUGUGACAAUGAAUAACAUCGAAUAAAUUGGGGGUUAAUUUAUGUAAAUUAAUUAUAUAGGCGUGUUUAAAAAAGAACUCUUUCUUAUAAAAUGAAUAAUUAUGGAGUGUGCAUGAUAUAAAAUGGCAUUUUUCUUUUUGAAAUUACAGUUUACAUAAUCCAGUUUGUUCGAACUUUCAAAAUUGGUUCAUUAAUUUGUUGUAAUUUUCCUAUUUAUAUAUCUUUUUACUUAAAAAAAUAUUUCAGCCUAGGAUCGAAAAAAGCUGACAACAUAAAUUUGUAAGUUAGAAUAACAUUCAUUACCUGUGGAUUUACGAAUAUGGUAGAAGUAAAAUUUUCUGAAAAUUCCAAAUUUGAAAACGGUCUUAUUUGGUAUAUAUUUCAAAAACUGUGUGAACAAUGUAGUAACAAGAUCAGAAUUACAACGACAAAAAAGUUACUAGACCCUAUAACACAUUUUUAAAUGGAAUUAUCCGAAACAGACAAACACAAAAGACGUAUUACGGAACAUGAAUCACAAAGGACACACCAAUACAAAAACAUAGUUACCUACUCACCUACACGUUAACGCGCAUAGUUAGGUCAACAACCCCUAGAUGUCAUGGCACGCUGGUAUUGACGCAUGCAAUGCUCCCACCUUUCUAUGACUAUCGCCAAUGGGUGACCAUUUGCAUACUUACUUGGCGUCGGGGUUACCGUGAUCAAGAAGGCGGUUCCUCCAGGACGAGACCCUUCCAUUGCACUGAGGUAGGGACAAAUCCUGCGAUUAUCCCUAAAGUGGAUAAAUCGGGCGCGCAAUUUUUGGUAGUCGGGACUGCGUACGCGCUAUCCCGGUCUAAUGGAACCAGCAAUCGAAUAACGACAUGCAGAAUCGAGCAUUCGAGCUAACAUCAGGCAUUAAUUUAAAAUGGGGUCUUAAGGUCAUGUUAUCAAAAAGUUUUAGAGUUUCGAGCAGCUGGAUUUAAUGAGUAAUAGGAAAGGACAAUGCUCACAGUUGUUUUGUUUUAAAAGUUGAAUGGACGUAGUAUACCCAAUUACCCAAAUAAAAUUCUAAAGUCAAGUAAGCUAAUUGUGUGAGAUGACACGUUACGCGUAAGUGUUACAGUAAUAUUUUAUCUUAUGUAAUUCUUAUCUUAAUGGUUUUUGUGUGAUAAUCGUAUUGUUUUUAUUGUAAGAUUCUAUAGUAUAGAUCUAUUUUUCUUGACAUUCUCGGAAUUAACUGUUUGAAAAUGUAGCCUUGAGAAACACUUAUCUAAAAAUGACAAUGACAUUGUGUGUCGCUCCAGAAAAUUUUCAAUUCAGUAAAUUACAAAGCAUCCAUAUUUUUUGUAAAUAUGGAAGAAAACCAGCCAGCGUGUAAAACAAAUUUAACUAGAAAAAGAAAUCAAUAUUGUGUUUGCUUUAUUUAUUUUUAUUAGCAAUUAGUAAAUUCAGGAUUCAUAGUUACGACAGUUUAUUUGAAAAUCAAAUAAAAUAAAAAUAUUCGUUAAUAUAUAGGGAAGUUUUAUUAAAAAUAAACGUUGACUUAGUAGUUAUAUAAAGUGACAAAUAUAUAUCAUGCGACUUCCUUAGCUUGAAAAAAUCAACUACCUAAGAAGUUUCAAAAUUUUUUUGACGUCAGUUUAAUAAGUUCCUUAAUUCACUUUUUGAACCGUGACUUCAGCUACUACUGUCCCACUGACUUGCUUAAAAAUUACUUUGAUAUAGAAAAUCUAAAUAAUUUUUAGAUUUUUGUGAGAAAUUUUAACCACUUACUUCAGUAGGAAGUGUAUACAAAGAAUUUGAAACUGUCUUUGUAUUUUGUAUGCAAUAAAUAACACUACACCAGCGACAGGUAGAAUCCUGUGCCAAGCACGUAUAUUUAAAGUUCGUCUUUCACUACAAAACAAGAUUUGUAACAGCAGUAGGUAUAUAUGUGUAUUAAAAAAUAAACGAAGCGUGAUGAACCAAAAAAAGUUAUAUAAAUAAUAAUGCCAUUUGUUUUUUCUCUGUCUCAGUUCUUUCAAUUAUAACCUCUCUAAUUUCAUACUAUAAAUAUUUAGUCACCACCCUGCUGUGGUGCUGUCCAAUUCCUCAUCAUUACGCCAGAAACUGAGUGUUAAUAAAAUGGGUUCCAUUUUGUUAGUUUAGAAAUGUUGAAAAGAUUGUAUAAUGCAACCAACAUGACUCACAUGAAAGUAAAGUGGAGUGAGUAAAAUAUUGCAGAGAAAGCUUCGUGAUAAUUAAAUGUCACUUAUCUACUAACUAAGUAAUAUUUUCAGGAUAUUUGUGUAUUAUAAUUGCAAAAUACACACAGGGGUGUGGCUUUGGUCACUAAUAAGUGGUGAAAAUAUUACUUCUACUAAGCUUCUUUGACUUAUUGGACCUCUUCUGCUUUUAUUAAUCAUUGGAGCUAAAUAAUCUUAAAAAUUGAUGUUUCAUACCUUUAAAAAAAAAUGGUCUAAAAUUAUCUACAUCUUGGCCUUCAAAUACAGGCGGAGAUAUGCAGAAUUUUGCGUAUCUUAUUUUUUAUGAUGACCCUUGUAAGUUAAAAUAAAGAUAACUGUGAACUUUUAAUAAAGUACAGGUAAAGAAGCAUAUUGAGCGUAUGUUUCAAGUGAAUUUUCCCAUAAGAAAAUUUUGUCAACACGUCAUCAACAUUUCAGCAAAUCACUGCAUUAUCAGUUUGAAUAGAUGCAGUGCAAUAUUAAUAAUAACAGUACUGCCUGUAUAAUCAAAUUUUUGAGAAAAUGAGGGGAUUACAUUAAUAAACUAAAUUUCCGCAUUCAUUAAUUUUUUUAGUCGCCCUGUAUAAGUUAUUCAAAAAAAUAUGAAUGCAUUGGUAAAACACAAAUUUCAUAAUAUUUUGUAUAUUUUAGACUGGAGUUAUUCGGAAAAAUUUUGAGAUAACGUCACCAAAUUUUUGGGAGGGGAUGCAUGAAUAAAUUGUGACCAAUGGUUUAGCAUGUUUACGAUAACCUUAAAACGUUUUGCAACAUUUCGGAGCUAGUUCUCCUCCUUGUAGUUUUAAAGUCAAAUUGCAAAAUGUUGUAUUUUAAAGUUAUCAUAAGCAUGGUAAAUUUUUGAUCAAAAUGUAUUUACUCACCCCCCCUAAAAAAUUUAUAACGUCACCCCAAAAUUUUGCUGAAUAAAACCUGUCUAAAAUGCACAAAAUAUGAUGAGACAAUACUUGUGAUUUAUCAUUCCAUUCAAAUUUUUUGGAUUUGCAUAUACAGGGUGACUCAAAAAAAUUAAUGAAUGCGGGAAUUGCAAGGACUACAGAACCGAAUGCUUUCAAAUCUUGGAGAUGUUUUAAAGUUAUCAUAGGCAUGGUAAAUGGUUAGUCAAAAUGUAUUUCUUCAUCUUCCCUAAAAAGUUUAUGACGUCACCUCAAAAUUUUGCUGAAUCUAUCUAAGCUAUCUUAAAUGAGACAAUACUUGUGAUUUAUCACUACAUUAAAAUUUUUGGGAUUUACUUAUACGGGGUGUCCCUAAAAAAUAAUGAUUGAUUAAAUCAAGAAUCGCAAAACUGAAUACUUUGAAAUCUUGCAGGCGUUUUGAAGUUAUUGUAAGAAUCUUAACUUUUUAAUCAAAAUGUAUCUGUUUAUCAACCCCAAAAAGUUGGUUACGUCAUCUCAGAAUUUUACCGAAAAAAUUCUUUCGGGAAUGGGCAAAAUAUGAUCAGACUAUACGUGUAAUUUAUCAUUGCAUUCAUAUUUUUAGAUUUGCUUAUACGGGGUGUCUCAAUGAAUGACAUUCCCUCAAAAUUGUCUCUAAUAAACAGAACCUGAAUUGCAUAAUAUAUUAUAUUAUCACGCUUGUGGUUCAUGAAUCCCCCUGCUUUUGAAUUUUAUUAUUAUUAUUACAAUUGUUAUUGUUUAAACAUCGUUUGCUUUUGCCACUUAAUUAAUACGUGUCUUCGCAAGCGCGGCCGGUGGCUCAGCGGAGGUGGAGUGUGCAUAGCAGUUGGAAGUCCCGGUUACGGAUCCCAGCCCUCACGUACAGAUGUUGCUUGGCCCGAAUAAGCGGCGGUGGCAGACAAAAAGUACAUACGCACGUUUAAAAAGAACAUGAACUGUGACUGAUUUUUUAAAUUUGCUUAUACGGGGUGCCACAAAAAAAUGAAUGUCUGAGUCAAUUUAUUUUAUUUAUUAAAUCAUGAUUUGCAAAACUGAAUAUUUUUAAAUCGUGUACACGUUUUGAAGUUAUUGUGAGCAUGGAAACAUUUUAAUCAAAAUGUAUCUGUUUGUCAACCUCAAAAAAUUGAUUACGUCAUCUCAAAAUUUUGCCAAAUAAAUCCUUUCGAAAAUGUGCAAAAUAUGAUCAGACCAUAAUUGUAAUUUAUCAUUGCAUUCAUAUUUUUUAGAUCUGCUUAUACAGGGUGACUCGAAAAAAUUAAUGAAUCAGUCAAGUUAUUAUUGAUCAAAUUACGAACGAGCCGUGACUUCCAGAGUGAAAGCGAAUUUAUUGAAAUAUCCCGUCACAGAACUCUAUUGAGAAGAAUCUAUGAUAGACAUAAAGACACGGUUCUGAAAGCGAGGGAAGUACUGUCUCAACUCUUUGGACCAAUUUUUUGUUGUUGUAUUCAAUUGUAACUUUUUAAAAUCAUUUCAAAAUUAGGUUUUUGUUUUUAUCAGUAUCAGGUAAGAAAAACAGGUAAAUAAAUCUAACGCUGAAUCUAUUUACCUUCACAGUUUCAACACGUGGAAAUGAUUUGUUGGGGUAACAUAUAACCGUAGAAGAAGUGGACAACUAUGUACAUUAUCUAAGUUAAUUUUAUUCGGAUUUACUUAUAAAGUUUAAGAUGACGUCAUUAAUUUUUUUCAUUGAUGAAUCAACAAGUUGUGGUUCGUGUUUAAUCAUCUUUACAACAAUGCUAAAAGUACACCUAAAUUUUUAAAAUUGUCAAUUCUUUAGUUUUGAUGUUGUUUGUUCACCCAAUAAACAGUAAGCAGAUACAAUAAACGACAGAUUCAGGUGGUGGACAGAUGGUUAACAGUAGACGACAGAGAUCAAAACCUGCAGUUUCCUAUUCUGCACAAUGAUCAUAUUAUAAUAUUUACCUGACUACUACUUGGAAAGUAAAAUAAUGCAAGUUGUUUAAUUAUUACUAAUAGUUUUAAAUUUUUGAAUGUUGAUUUUUGCUAAGAUGUAGACUAUUUUUUUUUUCAUUGAGUGUUUUAUAACAAAUAUCAUUUCAGAUAAUUUGUAGGAUUCAGACUGUUUGGUACUUUCUUUUAUAAGAAUAUUAACACUUAAAGUUUUCCCUUCAAUUGGCUAGGGCAGUGUUUAACUGUCUCAGUGUUAUGGACCCCCAUUUGUACCUAUUAUUUUUGUAAUAAUCAGUCUAUUAUUAUUAAGUUAUAAUCUCUAAAGUUAAUAAGUCGAGUUCACAAGUUUCCACUGUUUGUAUUUAAUGUUUGUAUUCAGUGACUGUAUUUAUAUUUGAUAGCUAGUAAUUCUUCGUAACUCAUGUGACUGUUAUCAGAGAUCAAGUAUUGUACUUUCUUUGUUAUAAAAGUGUUAGCAGUGUGAACGCAGGGAUCAUUAAAAGAUAUUAAAGUUAAACGUCGAUAGUUAACAGUGCCCGGUAGAAUUUGUAAUCACGACAUAAUCAAGAAUUUGUAGUAUUUAAGUGAAAAGAUUUGGUUUAAGUUAUUAAACUUCCCCACGUGAGUAAAAUCACCUGGUGAAUAAAAAAAGUGUCUUCUGAUAAAUUGAAAGAACCCUUUGUUGUGGUCGAGGCCCACAACAUCAGGCAAGCUUUGUCUAUUAAAGCAGUGUUCUGCAAAUUAAAUAUUUAAAAUUUAACAGUGUUGUUCAUUAUUAUUUUUAUUUAUGAUGGAGUUAACUGCCUAAUUAAUUGUGUCGAAAGUUAAUAUCAGUAUAUCUUGAAGUUUGCUUAUUGGUUCAAACGCCAAGAUGAAUUUACAGGAAUAGAGACCUCUUGAAGAGUUUGGGACUGCGGAAUGUCGUACGAUGUUGAUGGAUAUCAAACUUGUUUCGUGGUAACGCCGUUUGCAAAAUCAAAAUACAGGAAAGCUUUGUUAUUCCUUAACAAUAAUUUUAUGUGUAAUUUUCUCCGCGUUCCAAAUACUGUAAUACAUAUAAAAUUUUUUUAUAAUUUGUGUUCGCUUCCAAUGUUUUAUUUCUUUAGUCUGUUUUUAAAGCCCUGCAUGAGUUUCAGAAAUAAAUUGAAAUAUGCAUCUUUUUAUCUUAACAACGGGAAAACUAUUGUACAUGCAUACCAUAAUUUCUUAUCAGUACAUUAAGAUUGUCUUUGAUACUACGUAUCUGCAGAUAUCUCCUGCAACAUUUUAUAAAACAAUCUCGCCUUAAAAAGUAAGUAGUGAAUUGAUGAUACUGACAUGGCGGCGACAAACGAUAAUUCCAACAACGAAAUAACAUUUUGGUUGAAAGACGUGUUUAAGAAUGAAAAUUUAAAAGUUAACGUAUUAGGAAAUUCGGAAAAAGGAGAUGGUUACAUGGGUGACGUAGUUUUCGUAACAGCAGAGGGAACUGGAGACGAUAACUCAAAAAAGAAAUACGAUCUAGUUUUGAAAUGUAGCAAGAAAAGUCAAGCCUUACGUGACUCAUCUCCAGUGAAGCAGAUUUUCCUGAAUGAAAUAUAUAUGUAUCAGACUGUGUUUCCGUAUUUUAUACAAUUCCAAAAGGAAAAUGGAGUCAAAGUUCCAUUUAAUAACAUUCCAAAAUGUUAUGGUUCUUUCAUUGGGGAAAAUAUGGAGGUAAUUGUACUGGAAAAUCUUAAGAGCAGUGGCUACGAAUUAUGGCCUAAAGGAAACCCUCUGUCGAGAAAGCACAUUGAUAUGGUAGUUACGCAAUAUGGUAAAUUUCAUGGUACUUCCUUGGCUAUGCAAAACCAACGACCUGCAGAAUUUCAAAAUUUCGUCGAUACCACGGUAAAUUUUUUUAAGGAUCAUGAAAUGAAAGAUGCCAUAAAAACUCUGUAUUCGAUACCUAUUGAUCAAGCGUAUGAAGUACUCAAGGAUGAUUUGCAAGCCAACAUUCUUCAGAAGUGGAAAGGAUUAAAGGAUCAAGUAGAUUCCAUUUUCGGAAAUCGACCUGAAAAUUUACCAGGAGUUAAAGUGAUAUCGCAUGGUGAUUGCUGGAAUAAUAACUUCAUGUAUUUGCAUCAGAAAAGUGUGGAAAAAAUUCCUGUAAACGUGGCAUUUUUGGACUGGCAAGUGGCAAGAUACUCCUCACCAGUUAUGGAUAUAUCUUAUUUUCUGUUUUGCUGUAUUUCAAAAGAUGAUCUGGAAGAAUUGGACGAUAUCUUAGUUACAUACCACAAAGCUUUUAUUAAUCAGUUGAAGCAAUUAGGUGUGAAGGACCCUCAUGUUGUGUAUCCCCUUAGACAACUUUUGAACGACUGGAAAAGUUAUUCUAAAUUUGGCAUUUUAUCAGCUAAUUUAGUACUGAAAAUACUUAGUGCUGAAAAGGAUGAGGUUAUGGACAUAGGUGACGUUGCCGAAACGGGAAAAAAUUUUACAGCAGCUUUUCACAAUGAGGUUAGAGACAAGGAAAAUUACAAGAGACGAAUUCGCCCUAUUGUAGAAUAUGCUGUCAAACAUGAUUUAGUAUAGUUUUUUAGGAGCUACGCUAAAUAUUUUUACUCUGACUUGACUCGUGUUUAUUUUUGAAUUAAGUUUCACGGAUGUGUAAAUAUAUUGCAAACACUAUUAAGUCAAAUUGUAUGCAUAUUACGUGUGUAUGUUCAGUACAUAAUACAGGGGUACAUACAUGAUC
Molecule: messenger RNA, 9653 nt
Organism: Zophobas morio
Lineage: Eukaryota; Metazoa; Arthropoda; Insecta; Coleoptera; Tenebrionidae
Exons: 2
Coding region: 8255-9490 (411 amino acids)
Source: RefSeq, a predicted model, not a curated record